AUGCCGCCUUCUGCAUCUAAGGAGAAGCGCCUCGCGAAGCGCGCCGCCGGCGGGGCGAAGGAUAAAAAGACGGUUGCCUCGCGGUCGAAAGCGAACUCCAAAAAUGCCAGCACCACCGGCUCGGUAAACGGCGAUGAGCCGGAGCUCGACGCCCACGGAAACCCGAUCGAGUCAGAUGAACCCGCUACCUCGGCUGACAAAAUGGAUGAAGUGAAACGUCUGGCGGAGCAGAUGGACAAGCACGGUCUUUCGGAUCGUGUUACUACCGGUGUGUUGGCGUCGACCGCGGCCAGUAAGGACGUCAAGAUCACCAGUACGAGUUUGGUGUUCCACGGACGGGUUCUCAUCACCGAUUCCACCCUCGAACUUACUUUGGGUCGCCGUUACGGCUUGUUGGGCGAAAACGGUUGCGGCAAGAGUACCAUCCUGAAGGCUAUCGCUGCCCGCGAAUACCCCAUCCCCGAGCAUGUCGACAUCUAUCUUCUCAACGAAGGUGCCCCUCCGAGCGAGCUGGGUGCUUUGGAGUGGGUUGUGAAGGAGGCCGAAAACGAAAUGGAGCGUCUCGACAAGUUGGCCGAGAAGUUGCUCGAGGAGGAAGGCCCCGAGUCUCCUAUCCUGAUGGAUCUUUACGAGCAUAUGGAGGCGAUGGACCCUUCGACCUUCGCGACUCGUGCAUCAUUGAUCUUGACAGGUCUAGGUUUCAACAAGACCACAAUCCAUAAGAAGACCAAGGAUAUGUCAGGUGGUUGGAGAAUGCGCGUCGCCCUCGGCAAGGCCCUUUUCGUCAAGCCGACUUUGCUGCUCCUUGAUGACCCUACCGCCCAUUUGGAUCUGGAAGCCUGUGUGUGGCUGGAGGAGUACCUCAAGAAAUGGGACCGGACACUCGUUCUUGUUUCUCACUCGAUGGAUUUCUUGAAUGGUGUAUGCACCAGCAUGAUCGACAUGAGGGCAAAGAAGCUCAUCUACUAUGGCGGUAACUAUGACAGUUACGUCAAGACCAGGACCGAGCAGGAGACGAAUCAGAUGAAAGCCUACCAGAAGCAACAGGACGAAAUUACUCAUAUCAAGAAGUUCAUCGCCAGCGCCGGUACCUACGCCAACUUAGUGCGUCAGGCGAAGUCCCGCCAGAAGAUUCUGGACAAGAUGGAGGCCGACGGCUUCAUCGAGCCCGUUGUCCAGGACCGAGUUUUCACCUUCCGGUUCGCCGACGUUGAGAAGCUUCCACCCCCGGUUCUGUCGUUCGACGCGGUGACUUUCUCCUACUCGGGUGACCCCAAGGAUGACCUGUACCGCAACAUCGACCUUGGUUUCGACAUGGACUCGCGUACCGCUCUUGUUGGCCCGAAUGGUGUUGGCAAGUCCACGCUCUUGCGCCUCAUGACGGGUAAGCUCUCGCCCACGGCCGGUUCCGUGACACGGCAUACCCACUUGAAGCUCGGUUUGUACUCGCAGCAUUCCGCGGAGCAGCUAGAUCUCACCAAGUCUGCCCUUGACUUUGUGCGUGACAAGUACAAGGACAAGUCGCAAGACUACCAGUACUGGCGCCAACAACUCGGCCGUUACGGCUUAACUGGAGAGGCCCAGACUUCUUUGAUCGGCACCCUUUCUGACGGCCAGAAGAGUCGUAUUGUGUUCGCCCUCCUUGCCAUUGACGGCCCCAACAUGCUACUUCUCGACGAGCCGACCAACGGGUUGGAUAUCCCUACCAUCGACAGUUUGGCAGAUGCUAUCAACGCCUUCAGCGGCGGCGUUGUCGUCGUCAGCCACGACUUCAGGCUGUUGGACAAGAUUGCCAAGCAGAUUCUCGUAUGUGAGAACAGGACCAUCAAGCAGUGGGAUGGUACUAUUUCUGAAUACAAGAACUACCUGCGGAAGAAGAUGAUUUCUGCUGGUGCCGUUUGA
Dichotomopilus funicola is the source of this 1902-nucleotide messenger RNA. RefSeq names its product P-loop containing nucleoside triphosphate hydrolase protein. Gene Ontology annotation, molecular function: ATP hydrolysis activity; ATP binding. The coding region runs from base 1 to 1902 and encodes 633 amino acids. NCBI's taxonomy places the organism in Eukaryota, Fungi, Ascomycota, Sordariomycetes, Sordariales, Chaetomiaceae. The record is from RefSeq and is a predicted model, not a curated record. The transcript has 3 exons.